This is a messenger RNA of Microtus ochrogaster (prairie vole), 6679 nucleotides long. RefSeq names its product copine 1 (gene Cpne1). NCBI's taxonomy places the organism in Eukaryota, Metazoa, Chordata, Mammalia, Rodentia, Cricetidae. The record is from RefSeq and is a predicted model, not a curated record. Gene Ontology annotation, cellular component: plasma membrane. Gene Ontology annotation, biological process: positive regulation of tumor necrosis factor-mediated signaling pathway; cellular response to calcium ion; regulation of canonical NF-kappaB signal transduction. The coding region runs from base 261 to 4661 and encodes 1466 amino acids. The transcript has 19 exons. Gene Ontology annotation, molecular function: calcium-dependent phospholipid binding.
GCGGGCGGGCGGCCAUUUUGUGAGGCGGCAUCGGAGGUGCUUGGCUGCAGUGGGCUCCGGGAAGCCGUUCGGGCUGGGGCUAUCGGCCGCGGGGCUGAGGCACUCGCACGGGGGGUAACUCGGGUCUGGGUUCUGGUGCCGUGCAAGCUCUCCCCGUCUAAAAGUUGGUUUUAAUUGGUUGCCCACAGGAUUGACUUGGCCUCUACUUCUUAAGAAAAUACAUCUCUUGUUUUACAAGGUGUGUGUGGUUUCAGCGCAGCAUGGCUGUGGUCAUCCGCUUGCAAGGUCUCCCAAUUGUGGCGGGGACCAUGGACAUUCGCCACUUCUUCUCUGGAUUGACCAUCCCUGAUGGGGGCGUGCAUAUUGUAGGGGGUGAACUGGGUGAGGCUUUCAUCGUUUUUGCCACUGAUGAAGAUGCAAGGCUUGGUAUGAUGCGCACAGGUGGUACAAUUAAAGGGUCAAAAGUAACACUGUUAUUGAGUAGUAAAACAGAAAUGCAGAAUAUGAUUGAACUGAGUCGUAGGCGUUUUGAAACUGCCAACUUAGAUAUACCACCAGCAAAUGCUAGUAGAUCAGGACCACCACCUAGCUCAGGGAUGAGCAGCAGGGUAAACUUGCCAGCAACAGCACCCAACUUUAAUAAUCCUUCGCCAAGUAUAGUUACUGCUACCACUUCUGUUCAUGAGAGCAGCAAAAACAUACAGACAUUUUCCACAGCCAGCGUAGGAACUGCUCCUCCAAGUAUGGGGACUUCGUUUGGGAGUCCAACAUUCAGCUCAACCAUUCCGAGUACAGCUUCUCCAAUGAACACGGUCCCACCACCACCAAUUCCUCCAAUUCCAGCGAUGCCAUCUUUGCCACCGCUGCCAUCCAUUCCCCCAAUACCAGUUCCUCCUCCAGUACCAACAUUGCCUCCUGUGCCUCCUGUGCCUCCCAUUCCCCCAGUCCCUUCGGUGCCACCUAUUAACCCAUUACCACCCAUGUCAGGCAUGCCACCCUUGAAUCCACCACCUGUGGCACCUCUACCUGCUGGAAUGAAUGGCUCUGGAGCACCUAUGAGUCUGAACAAUAAUCUGAACCCUGUGUUUCUGGGUCCAUUAAAUCCUGUUAACCCUAUCCAGAUGAACUCUCAAAGCAACGUGAAGUCACUUCCCAUCAACCCUGAUGAUCUGUAUGUGAGUGUGCAUGGAAUGCCCUUUUCUGCAAUGGAAAAUGAUGUCAGAGAGUUUUUCCACGGGCUUCGAGUUGAUGCAGUACAUUUGUUAAAAGAUCACGUAGGUCGAAAUAAUGGGAAUGGAUUGGUUAAGUUUCUCUCACCUCAAGAUACAUUUGAAGCUUUGAAACGGAACAGAAUGCUGAUGAUUCAACGCUAUGUGGAAGUCAGUCCUGCCACAGAGAGACAGUGGGUAGCUGCUGGAGGUCAUAUCACUUUUAAACAAAGUAUGGGGUCUUCUGGACAAGCCCAUCCCCCUCCACAGACACUUCCAAGGUCAAAAUCGCCCAGUGGGCAGAAAAGGUCACGAUCAAGAUCACCACAUGAGGCUGGUUUUUGUGUUUACUUAAAAGGGCUACCUUUUGAAGCCGAAAACAAACAUGUCAUUGAUUUUUUUAAGAAGUUGGAUAUUGUGGAAGAUAGUAUUUAUAUAGCUUAUGGACCCAAUGGGAAAGCAACUGGUGAAGGCUUUGUAGAAUUCAGGAAUGAUGCUGACUAUAAGGCUGCACUGUGCCGUCAUAAACAAUACAUGGGCAAUCGCUUUAUCCAAGUUCAUCCAAUUACUAAGAAAGGUAUGCUAGAAAAGAUAGAUAUGAUUCGAAAACGACUUCAGAACUUCAGCUAUGACCAGAGGGAAAUAGUGUUAAAUCCAGAGGGGGAUGUCAGUUCUGCCAAAGUCUGUGCCCAUAUAACAAACAUUCCAUUCAGCAUUACCAAGAUGGACGUUCUUCAGUUCCUAGAAGGAAUCCCAGUGGAUGAGAAUGCUGUACAUGUUCUUGUUGAUAAUAAUGGGCAAGGUCUAGGGCAAGCACUGGUUCAGUUUAAAACUGAAGAUGAUGCUCGUAAAUCUGAACACUUACACCGUAAAAAGCUGAAUGGGAGAGAAGCUUUUGUUCAUAUAGUUACCCUAGAAGAUAUGCGAGAGAUUGAGAAAAAUCCCCCAGCCCAAGGAAAAAAGGGCUUAAAGAUUCCUGUUCCAGGUAAUCCUGCAGUACCAGUGAUGCCUAGUACAGGGAUGCCUGCUGCUGGAAUUCCCACUGCUGGAAUACCCGGUGCUGGGAUACCUGGUGCCGGAAUGCCAGGUGCUGGAAUGCCUAAUGCGGGUAUGCCCACUGCUGGAAUGCCUGGUGCUGGGAUGCCCAGCUCUGGAAUACCCAGUGCCGGAAUACCUGGAGAAGAGCAUGUCUUCUUGACUGUAGGAUCGAAGGAGGCCAAUAAUGGGCCGCCAUUUAACUUCCCUGGUAAUUUUGGUGGGCCGAAUGCCUUUGGACCACCACUUCCCCCUCCAGGAUUAGGAGGUGCCUUUGGUGAUGUUAGGCCUGUUAUGCCUUCAGUUGGAAACAGUGGUUUGCCUGGCCUAGGACUGGAAGUUCCAGGUUUUGGAGGUGCACCAAAUAAUUUAAGUGGGCCGUCAGGAUUUGGGGGGAUCCCUCAGAAUUUUGGAAAUGGCCCUGGUAGUUUAAGUGCUCCUCCUGGUUUUGGAAGUGGACCCCCUGGUCUUGGAAACGUUCCUGGGCAUUUGAGUGGGCCUCCAGCAUUUGGGCCUGGGCCCGGCCCAAUACAUAUUGGGGGUCCCCCUGGCUUUGCAACUAGCUCUGGAAAACCAGGACCUACAAUAAUUAAGGUGCAGAACAUGCCCUUUACUGUAUCUAUUGAUGAAAUUUUAGAUUUCUUUUAUGGUUAUCAGGUAAUCCCAGGUUCAGUAUGUUUAAAAUACAAUGAAAAAGGUAUGCCUACAGGUGAAGCCAUGGUGGCCUUUGAAUCGCGGGAUGAAGCCACUGCUGCCGUCAUUGACUUAAAUGAUAGGCCUAUAGGUUCGAGAAAGGUAAAGCUUAUGGCCCACUGUGUGACCUUGGUUCAGCUGUCCAUUUCCUGUGACCAUCUCAUUGACAAGGACAUCGGCUCCAAAUCUGACCCACUCUGUGUCCUUUUACAGGAUGUGGGAGGGGGCACCUGGGCUGAGCUUUGCCGGACUGAGCGGGUCCGGAACUGCUCAAGCCCUGCGUUCUCCAAGACUCUGCAGAUUGAGUACCACUUUGAGACUGUCCAAAAGCUACGUUUUGGAAUCUAUGACAUAGACAACAAGACACCAGAGCUGGGGGACGAUGACUUCCUAGGGGGAGCUGAGUGUUCCCUAGGUCAGAUUGUGUCCAGUCGGACUCUGACUCUCCCCUUGAUGUUGAAGCCGGGGAAGCCUGCCGGGCGGGGAACCAUUACAGUUUCAGCCCAGGAGUUAAAGGACAGCCGUGUAGUAACCAUGGAGGUGGAAGCUAGGAACCUGGAUAAGAAGGACUUCCUAGGAAAAUCUGAUCCGUUCUUGGAGUUCUUCCGCCAAGGUGAUGGAAAGUGGCACCUGGCAUACAGAUCUGAGGUAAUCAAGAACAACCUGAACCCGACAUGGAAGCGCUUCUCAGUUCCUCUUCAGCAUUUCUGUGGUGGGGACCCCGACACACCCAUCCAGGUACGCUGCUCAGACUACGACAGUGACGGGUCACAUGAUCUCAUUGGUACCUUCCACACCACCUUGGCCCAACUUCAAGCAGUCCCGGCUGAAUUUGAAUGUAUCCACCCUGAGAAGCAGCAGAAAAAGAAAAGCUACAAGAACUCUGGAAUUGUCUAUGUCAAGACUUGCCGGGUAGAAACAGAGUAUUCCUUCCUGGACUAUGUGAUGGGAGGCUGCCAAAUCAACUUUACCGUGGGCGUGGACUUCACUGGCUCCAAUGGAGACCCAUCCUCACCUGACUCCCUGCACUAUCUGAGCCCGUCAGGAGUCAAUGAGUACCUGACAGCACUGUGGAGUGUGGGCAGCGUGGUUCAAGACUACGACUCAGACAAGCUGUUUCCAGCAUUUGGAUUUGGGGCCCAGGUACCCCCUAACUGGCAGGUCUCACAUGAAUUUGCCUUGAACUUCAAUCCCAGUAAUCCCUACUGCGCAGGCAUCCAAGGUAUUGUAGAUGCCUACCGUCAAGCAUUGCCCCAAGUUCGUCUCUAUGGCCCUACCAACUUUGCACCCAUCAUCAACCACGUGGCUAGGUUUGCAGCCCAGGCUGCGCAGCAGAGGACUGCCUCGCAAUACUUCGUACUGUUGCUUUUGACUGAUGGCGCUGUGACAGACGUGGAGGCCACAUGUGAGGCUGUGGUGCAAGCCUCAAAGCUGCCCAUGUCCGUGAUCAUUGUGGGCGUGGGUGGUGCUGACUUUGAGCUCAUGGAACAACUGGAUGCUGAUGGUGGCCCUCUUCGUUCACGCCGUGGAGAAGCAGCUGUCCGUGACAUUGUGCAGUUUGUGCCUUAUCGACGAUUUCAGAAUGCUCCACGGGAGACAUUAGCACAGACUGUACUUGCAGAAGUGCCUACUCAGCUGGUUUCCUACUUCAGAGCCCAAGGUUGGGCCCCAUUGAAAGCACCUCCAGCUCCAGCCAAGGGCCCUGCACAGCCCCCCCAGACAUAGGUUCCCUUGGAGAGUAGGCUAUGGUCAGUCUGUUUCAAACUUUAGCCCACUCAGUCCUUUAGGCCGUGGACCAACCCUGCACAUUUUCCCCGUAUAGUUGAUACAUUUAUACUUGCUUCUGCUAUUGCUGCUCUUGACCAACCUACCUGCCCUGGACCCAUCUCAUUCAGGAAAGACUAGUAUAAAGAUCACCCCUUUCUCGGGGUUACACACUGGUAUAGACAGCCUUGCUUACUUUGACCCGAGUCUUUGUUGGCCUUGGCCUUGUUUAGUGAAAGUCUGAUAACCCUAUCCAAGCAAGUUGGGUCUAAUCACCCCAGAGACUAACUUUGAAAACAAAGUUGGUAUAUAAAGUAAGCAUGUGGUUGUCCCUUCCUCUGGGUGUAGCUGAGCUUGGAACAUGAUCAGGAUGGAAGCUGUUAGAGGUGGCGAAGCUGAGAGAGUGAGGGUUACUAGACCUCCUGUGCUAGGUUUGUUCCCCUGUUCUUUGGGAACACUUGUGUAGCCCAGGAUGGCCUGCAGUUCACCAUCUGCCUUAACCUCACGGACGCUGGGAUGUGCUACUGUGCCUGGUUCAUAGUCCUAUUUUUUUUUUUUUUUUUUUUGAGUUAAGGUCUCAUGUAGUUCAGGCUGGCCUGGCCCUACGUGUGUAGUCAAAGAUGUCUUGAAUUUCUGGUCCUCUUGCCUCCAUCUCCUGAGUGCUAGGAUUAUAAGCAUGCCCCACUAUGUACAGCUUAGUAGCUUUUUUAUAUUAGAGAUUUAACAUCUAUAUUCAUUUUGUAAAAACUUUAUAGGAAGAACAAUAAGAGAAAAAAGAAAGAAAAAAAACUUUAUAGGCGGGGAGGGGGCAGAAAUCCUUAAUAGAUAAAUAAAUUUAAAAAAAUAAAAAAAUAAAAGAUUUAUAGUUUUGAGUUUAAAAAAAAAAAAAAACUUUAUAGGAGGGACACAUCUUAACCACAUUGCCCAGGCUGACUUCAGACUCUUUGGAUUCAAGAGAUCCUCCUUCCUUAGCUAAUGGAGUAGAUGAAACUAUGGUACACUUGGUGCCUGGUUUGGAAAAACAGAUUUUCUUUUGCAGGGAGGAAGGGAACUUUUAAGUGCAGAAUUAAAAUUUCACCCAGAAUUAAAAUUUCACCCAAUCUGCCAGUCAGUCAUGGUUGUGUACAACUUGAAUCCCAGCACACAGGAAGCAGAAGUAUUUUAAAAUUUGUUUUCUAAUCUGAUAAAACAUUGAUUAAAAACUGGGUGUGGUGGCACAUACAUUUAAUCCCGGCACUCAGGAGGCAGAGGCAGGUGGAUCUUUUGAGUUUGAGGUCAGCUUGUUCUACAGAGCAAGUUCCAGGACAGCAAGAGAGCAAGAGAAACCCUGUGUCUAAAAAAAAGGAAAACAUGGUUUCAAAUAUCAGUCUCACAUAAAAAGAGUUGCCUGGCAAGUGGUGCACACCUUUAACCUCAGCACUCGUGAGGCAGUGCCACUUGAAACUUUUUGAGUUGAGGCCAACCAACCUGGUCUACAAAGCGAGGACUGUUACACACAGAAACCCAGUCUCUGGGCAAGGGAGGAGGGGAGAUAAUGGGAACAAUGAUUGGAGUCAAGGCAGGUGGACGGCUGCAGGUUUGAUGUGGAUUCAUUCUAUACUAGGAGUUUCAGGUCAGACAAAAGAACUUUAAAAUAUCACAUAUACUCUUUGUAUCUGGUUUGCAUUUAUUUUGGAUGCCUUAUUACAACUGCCUUGUCUCUUUUUCCAAGUCACCUUCUUCCCCAGAUCUCACAUUUUUAGUUUGAAUUUAUUUCCAUACCUACAUAUGGCUAGGUGUCACUCCUACCUUGACUUUAUUCUCAGUAGCCUCUUGAUGGGCUGUGUGUGUCAGUCUUCAUUCUGUUGUUCACAGUAUUUUCCCCUCAGUUGUUACUGUUUCAUAUUUUUAUAUUCAGUGUGAAAAUUUUAUUUUUAUAUAUGCUAAUCUGCUUUUAAAAAUGUAUCCAUUUAUCAAUAAAUACUCCCUCAGUGGCUACA